Messenger RNA from Chiloscyllium plagiosum (whitespotted bambooshark), 4082 nucleotides. RefSeq names its product progesterone immunomodulatory binding factor 1 (gene pibf1). NCBI's taxonomy places the organism in Eukaryota, Metazoa, Chordata, Chondrichthyes, Orectolobiformes, Hemiscylliidae. The record is from RefSeq and is a predicted model, not a curated record. Gene Ontology annotation, cellular component: microtubule organizing center. Gene Ontology annotation, biological process: cilium assembly.
UCCGAUCUCGCUGGUUUGUCUCCGGGUCGUGCUGCUUGUGAUGGUGAAGCGCUGGGGUCAAGGCGGUGUUUUCAAGUUGCAGCGAAGUGUGUUGGCGUUUCUGGUGGCGACUGAACCGGGUCAAGAGUCUUCAUCUUGUGUCAAAGCAAAUCUUCCAGAGGAAAUACCAUGUCCCAGAAGAAGUGUAAAGAUGAUAAAGUCCAUGUUUCCAGCUCCUUUGAAUCAGAGGACAUCAGUUUAGAAACAACUGUGCCUACAGAUGAUGUUUCUUCAUCAGAAGAGAGAGAAGCUUCCACUAAAGUCACCAAACAGUUAAUCGAGCGGAAGGAGCUUCUUCACAACUUGCAGCUCCUAAAAAUUGAGUUGUCACAGAAAAACCUAAUAAUUGACAAUCUGAAGGUCGAAUACCUCACAAAAAUAGAAGAUUUGGAGGAAAGGCUAAAUGAUUCCCUUCACCAGAAGCAGUUGCUGCAGGUCCGUUUGGAAAACCAGCUGAAAGUUCAACAGGACGACGCAAGGAGACGUCAAGAUCUACGGAAACAAGAAAUGGAAGCUAUUUUAGAGAGACAGAAACAACUUGAAGAGACAAAUCAGCAGCUGCAAGAACGAGCAGGUGACAUUCGUCGCAGUUUGCGUGAUCUGGAACUGACUGAAGAGCAGUACGCAGAGUUGAAAAUUGGUCCUGAAGACCAGCUUUCUAUUCCAGAAUAUGUAUCUGUACGAUUUUAUGAAGUCAUGCAACCUUUGAAAGAAGAGAUUGAGCAACUACGACAAAAGAAAACCAGUCUUUUGGAAGAGAACAGUAGCCAGAAAAAUCAGUUGAACAGUAUGAUUGAGAGGUAUGAGUCUGAAAGGAGAACUCGCUCUGAUCUUGAAAUCCGUUGUCAGCGCCUUACAUUGGAGCUAGCAGACACUAAGCAACUUAUUCAACAGGCUGACUAUAAAAGAGAGAAUUAUGACCGGGUGAAGCAUGAGAGAGAUGCUCUGGAUCGGGAGGCAUCAGAACUCAGGAAAAAACUAGAAUUACUUGAAGUCUCGCAUAAGACACAAACCAAGGAGAGAAACGACUUGAUCAAAGAGGUGGCAGCAUUGCAGCAAUCUGUUAGUUUGUUGCAAAAGGAUAAAGAAUAUUUGAAUCGUCAAAACAUGGAACUGAAUGUUCGCUGUGCCCAUGAAGAAGACCGUAUAGAACGCCUUCAAACUCAUCUUGAGGAGGCAAAGCGAGCUAGGGAAGAAAUGUAUGAAAAAUAUGUGAUUUCAAGGGACCACUACAAAAAUGAAUAUGAGGAUAAGCUUCGUCGUGAAUUGGAGCAGAUCCGAGUGAAAACAGACCUGGAAAUUGAACAUCUUCGAAGUGGCUCCAAAGAAAUGUAUGAGAGGGAAAACAGGAAUUUAAGGGAAGCAAGAGACAAUGCAGUUGCAGAAAAGGACCGAGCUGUUGAAGCAGAAAAGGAUGCGCUAGCAAAAUGUGACCAACUUCUGGACCAGUUUAGGCAGAUACAAGUCACCACAGAUAGCCGCAUAUCUGAACUCAUGAAUCAGACAAAGCUAAAAACGUUUGAGGCGGAGCGUGCUCAGUUGGUGCAAGAGGAAACUGCCAAGAAUCUCAAACAGUGCCAGGUGGAAUGUGAUAAGUACCAAAAGAAACUUGAGGUUUUAACAAAAGAAUUUUACAAACUGCAGUCAUCAGCAGAGAAACAUACUACGGAACUUCAGGCACAAAACGCUGAGCUUCAAGCACGAUUAGUGACCUAUGAGAAACUAGAACAAGAGCUGGAUGAUGUUAUAAUGCAAUCAGCAGAAAUGGAAAAUGAGGAUGAUGCAGAACGGGUUCUUUUCUCUUAUGGCUACGGUGCUAAUGUUCCUACAACUGCAAAACGACGCCUUCAGCAGAGUGUUCAUCUUGCAAGAAGGUUGUUACAACUGGAAAAGCAAAAUUCACUCCUUCGAAGAGACUUAGAUUGUCAGAAGAUCCAUGCUAAUGAAUUAAGUCAAGAGCUUGCAAAUGCCAACACCUUGAUUAAUCAAGCACAGCAACCUUACAGCUAUCUUAUUGAGACAGUACGCCAGAGAGACACUCAGAUUCAGACCUAUAAAGAAAAACUUUCACAACUGGAGAAUGAAAUAUGUCAAUCAAAUAGAGAGAAAGCUGCUUUACUUCGCAUGAAAAACCAAAUGGCAGCAGAUCUAGAGAAACUCUUGAACCAACGAGAGGAAUUGGCAGUAAUGAAGCAAGUUCUGAUAAAUUUGCACAACAAGCAGCAUGGUGAUGGCUUACCAGUUUCUCGUGAUGAUCUCAAAAGUAAUCCUAUUGCCCAAGCAACAAAAUUGUCUCUGAGCAUUCCCCCACAUGAGGAUGAAAAUGUCUACAAACCAAAACCAACUAUUUUUACAAACAGAGAGUGUCCUGCUUGGUACAAAAAAUUGAAGCAGAAGAAUACUUGAUAUUUUUGAAAUGUGUAAAGGACCCGCCUGGAUUCUGUACUUCCUCAUCCUAUUCAUUUUCAUUAGCCUGACAAUGCAACUGAAGUUGCAGUUUUUCCAAUUCAAGUGCUGUGAUUCUCCUUCUAAACCUAUUGUUGGUGAACUACUUGAGAUGCAGUUUCACUACAACUGUUGGUGUAAAGCUUAAUGCUGUGUUGAUAAUGUAAAUGCAACCUGAAUCUACAAUCAGGUCCUGACCUGGAACCAAUGCAAAACAGAGUGAGCCUCCUGGAGUAAGGGUUCAUUUUGUACUUCAGUUGACCCAAGGAUUAAAACCCUGUUUGCACUGCAAAGAUUAGCAUCAGUGUAGUGCUUAACUACUUUGCACUAAUACCAAACUUACAGUGUAAAUACAGCUUAUCAGACAACUGAAAGGAAAGGUAGGUUUGCAUAGAUGUCAAUGUUAUCAACGUACAGUAAUUUGUUUUAUUGCUGUGAUGGGUAUCCAUGUUAUAUGUUUGAUGUGGCACUAUACAUGUUUAAAAAGAAAAUGUUAAUAAAGAUUUUAUUUUCCUUUAUACCUGUUUACAAUUUUGAUGGUGAUGGUAUAUUACAGUUCACUGGGGGAAUCUGAAUUGCUGUAACAACAUACACUUUUACAUGUAUUUUGUAGUCUGGACCUUUAGAUUAUGAAAGGAAAGGCCCAACAUUCUUUCCAACACAUGGCUAACUAGGAAUCUCUCCCACUCUUAUCACCUGCCAUUGUGCAUUGAAGGGUUUUGCAGUUAAAUACUAAACCAAUUUGAUUGUGUUACAAGGCAUUUUCCUUGCUCUUAUGUCUUGAGGUCAAACCCAAACUCUGAGCAUCUCGCCCAGAGAGAGAGAUAUGGCCCACUAUGUCACAACACUUCUGUUUGCUAGUUUGUGAGGAUGACAUACUUUAAUGACCAGUUUACCAAUGUAGCAGUCGCCUGGCUGCUAAAACACAGGUAUAUUGUGAACUUAGCCAAACAGCAAGGGAUACUGAGUACAUUGGUCAAGUGAAACUCUGAAAUCACAAAACCUGCACACCAGACACCGGGCAAACACUGCAGCCAGGUGCUAAUGACAUUAGCAUAAUGUAAGAGGCAACUGUUAUUCUGCACACAGAUACCCCCAACUUAUUCACUAAACAAAGGACAGUCCGGACAGAAAGGCACUGGGUCCUGCUAAACUAAGAAACAGUAGCAUACCAUCUAAAUGAUUGACUCGUGUUUCAAACUCUUAAGUGUAACUCCCUGAUUGCUCAGAACUAUAGACAGUUCCAGAAAAAGUAUAAAAACAGAGUUCACCUGCAGAUCCCUCUUUCUUUGAACUGCUCUUAGAAUUGACUGAGGCCUUCUGAGAAGAGCAGCACAGCAAGUGGCAGAGAGGAGCUGACCAUCCAGAGGCAGAGAGAAAGAAAGCAGCUUCACAGAGACAGAGCUACAGGGAGCGCGGCUACAUAGAUCUACAAGAGAAUCGGAAAGUAUUGUAACCUUACGGGGCCAAAAGGAUUAGGGAUAGUAUGUUUAGUAUUAAAGAUUAUUGUAAUUUUGUUCCUAAUAAAGUAGGAAUGUUUUGCUUUUGGUACCAGGUUGUGUUUGUAUUGAUUUCAAUGCUUUGGAGCUGAGGGACAU